Messenger RNA from Helianthus annuus (common sunflower), 1704 nucleotides. Its product is annotated as F-box protein At5g03100. The transcript has 4 exons. Gene Ontology annotation, molecular function: protein binding. Lineage: Eukaryota; Viridiplantae; Streptophyta; Magnoliopsida; Asterales; Asteraceae. The coding region runs from base 152 to 1471 and encodes 439 amino acids. The record is from RefSeq and is a predicted model, not a curated record.
AAGAUCCAACAAUGGAGAUAGAGGUUAAACUUAACGGGCUUGAUAUAUAUAAUUACUCUUAAGAAAUAUAUAACCUAACCGUCGUCGUCGUCCGCGCUGUGCUCUGUUUGUAGAAAGCGUACAUUUCCUCUUGAAGUCUGUGUAGAACGCAAUGACGACGCGCACAAGGCGUCAAUCGAAGGGGGAUUUCAUUAGCAAAAUGCCAGAUGAUGUUCUUCUUAUGAUUCUAUCUCUCAUGCCUGUAAAAGAUGCGGUGGUCACUGGCAGUCUCUCCAUGAGAUGGAGGGACUUAUGGCGUAAUCUCGUCCGAUUGAACUUUGAUGGUACUGAAGCUUUUCAUAAGAUGGCCAGUGAUAAGAAACUCUGUCUUAUAGAGAGGUGUAAGUACGUCAACCAGGUGUAUAAUGUCAUCACCAGCCACACCCACCCGACGGUACACGAUUUUCGGAUUCGCUUUGAUUUGGAUGCUACUGAGUCUGAGGAGAUUGAUGAAUGGGUUGAGUUUGCUCUAGAAAAGAAAGUUGAGACGCUUGAACUAGAUUUAAUGGAUAAAACUUACGAAAUUCGUGAUCCAGACGAAAACUACGAGUUCCGGUUACCAUCAUCAAUUUCUAUGGCUGGGGAGAUGCUGUCUCUUAAAAACCUCUUCUUGAAGGGUGUCAGCUUGCUCGGACCAACCCUAAACGAUAUCUUAAUGAUUUCUCCACAUCUUGAAAAGCUUUACUUGUUUGGCACCGAUGUGUACCCUUGUAUUUGUUUUGGUGGGCAGGGCAUUAACUUGAAAUACUUCAAACUAGUGUCUUGUUCUGGGAUCGAAUCCAUCUCUCUACAUGGUUUUGGUCUUGUAUCAUUUGCAUAUUAUGGUCCCGAAAUAGAAUUGCAUCUCAGUGAUCUUCCAAAGCUUAAAGAAGUUGUGGCUGGUGAAGUUAGUGUCGGAUUAGAGAAUAACGUGUUCAGUCAGAUAUCAUCUUGUGCUCUCUACCUUCAGGCUCUUGAGUUGGACGUGAGGAGUCCAAAGAAAGGAUUCGAAGUUAAUGCCAUUAUCAAACUUCCAAAUGUCAAAAAGUUAUUGUUGGCAAUGGACGCUGAAGAAGAUGAUUGUCUACUAGAGUUCACUUCAAUAGCUCAGGCUUGUCCCAGUUUGGAGACUUUUUCAAUAGCUCUACAUUGGUUCUCACCACUGAAAAGGAGGAGGAAAAUAAGACGUGUUGCGGCUCCUCAUGUCCAUAAACACCUGAAGCGUCUUGAAAUGAGUGGAUACUAUGGUCGAAUCAGUGACCUUGAGCUUGCUGUGUAUGUCAUAGACAAUGCUGCUGCACUCGAGAAAAUCGUCAUAGAUCCUUGCUGUCAGGCGUAUGGGGGACGUUUAAGUAAAGAGGACUGUUUGAAGAGACUGCCAGCUGCUCGAUCUUCCGCCAAGCACCAGCUUACACCACUGUUGCCUCCAGGUGUGGAUAUGGCGAUACUCUAACUCGCCAGUUAAGUACAGGAGUUACUGUUGCAUGAUGUGUUAUGUCGAAAAUGGGAGUAAGGUAUAUCUUGUACUGUUUGAUUGCUCUGAUUUCUCCCUCUUAAUAAGUUCAUGCUUCUAUUUACAUGUAUAAACUAUUGUAGAAGCUUGUUAAUGCUUUUAGAUUCUGUUGAAAGAAUGUCUACAGAGAAAUCAGAAUGUAUUAAAUAAAUUGGAACAAAUUCAGGUGAUAA